UCGGCUGCUGGGCCAAACACUGCAAAAUACCCGUACAGAACCACACGAGGAAGAAGAAAAAGAAGGUGACUACAGCAACUGGGAGCAAGCAGAAGCGAUGGGGAAGAAGCGGCAGUUGCUCUGCCUCGCCGCCGCCAUCGCCGCGGCGGCCAUCCUGCUUACCGCGUCGGCCAAGAAGUCCCGCGAUGUCACGGAGCUUCAGAUCGGCGUCAAGUACAAGCCAGAGUCAUGCGCUGUGCAAGCACACAAAGGCGACAAAAUCAAAGUGCAUUAUCGUGGGACACUCACUGAUGGAUCAGUCUUUGAUUCUAGCUAUGACAGAGGUGACCCAUUUGAAUUUACUCUUGGAAACGGCCAAGUGAUAAAAGGUUGGGACCAAGGAUUGCUAGGCAUGUGUGUCGGUGAAAAGCGGAAGCUAAAGAUACCUGCAAAAAUGGGUUACGGAGAGCGAGGCUCCCCACCUAAGAUUCCAGGUGGAGCAACUCUAGUCUUUGACACAGAGCUUAUUGCUGUCAAUGGAAAGACAUCUGGUGGUGAAAGCGAGCUUUAAUGAAGAGUUUCAGCUCGUUUGUGUAGCUGCUUCACAAACAGAAUCGCACUGCGGGUUCAUUAGAUAAAAGGAUUUUUGUUUCCUUCAUGUUAGUUAUGUUCUAAAUGUUGCAGAGACGAGUUGCAUUAAACGAAGUGAUCCAUGUAAACGACUUACUGCACUGCCCAUGUACUCUGCCAACAUUUUUCUCUGGAGUGGAUCAAAACUCGAUUUGUCUAGUCGCCAUGUCUCAAGUAUUACAACAUUCUUACAAUGUAGCUGUUAAGACAGAUCGAUACCUUGUAAAAAUUCACGUGUGAUGUGUGCGGAAACAACCUAUUGGCUCA
This is a messenger RNA of Phragmites australis (common reed), 876 nucleotides long. RefSeq names its product peptidyl-prolyl cis-trans isomerase FKBP15-2-like. Gene Ontology annotation, molecular function: peptidyl-prolyl cis-trans isomerase activity. Bases 98 to 550 code for a protein of 150 amino acids. NCBI's taxonomy places the organism in Eukaryota, Viridiplantae, Streptophyta, Magnoliopsida, Poales, Poaceae. The record is from RefSeq and is a predicted model, not a curated record. Gene Ontology annotation, biological process: protein peptidyl-prolyl isomerization. The transcript is spliced from 6 exons.